Molecule: messenger RNA, 1935 nt
Organism: Musca domestica (house fly)
Lineage: Eukaryota; Metazoa; Arthropoda; Insecta; Diptera; Muscidae
Product: juvenile hormone acid O-methyltransferase
Exons: 6
Coding region: 56-1756 (566 amino acids)
Source: RefSeq, a predicted model, not a curated record
UAGAAGAAGUUGUAUUUUCUAUAUUUCGGUGAAUUUUUAAUUAAAGUAAAAAAAAAUGGAUGAUCCCCAAUUGUAUUAUGAUGCCCAUGAGUUGCAAAAGAAGGAUGCCAUUGUAUUCUAUAAACAAUUUUCCUCAAAGAUCCGUUGGCGUAAUGAUGGCUCUGAUGCGCUCAUCGAUAUUGGUUCGGGACCGGGUGAUGUUGUCUACGAUUGCAUUUAUCCCAUAAUGCCAGACACAUAUCAACGUCUUGUUUUCUCCGACAUUAAGAACAGUAUGAUGGAGUAUGCCCGAGAGCAUUAUCACCAUUUGCCAAAUAGCGAUUUUAAAGUUUUAAAUAUUGAAUCGCAUGAAGAGCUGUUGAAUGAUUUGAAGGGCCAAUUCGAUCAUGUCACAUCGAAUUAUUGCCUACAGCUGGUGGUGGAUCAGAGACAAGCUUUCACCAAUAUCUACAACUUGUUGCGGCCUGAAGGUGGUGAUAUUUUGAUCAACACUGCCCCGUAUGUAUCACUGUUUGAUGGCUUUACCGGUCUUAGUCACAACGAUAAAUGGGCUCCCUAUAUGGAGGAUUUGCAAUAUUUUACAUCACCCCUGCAGCAUGUGGAGGAUCCCAAGCAGUAUAUGUUGGAUUUAUUGGAGGCAAUUGGUUUUUGUGAUUACCAAGUGGAGACAAGGGACCGGGUGCACACCUACUCCGUAGAGGCGUAUAAAGCCAGUGUAAAAGCCAUCGCCCCCUAUAUACCACGCAUUCCCAUUCACCUGCAGGAUGAUUUUAUGAAUGAUUUCAUUGAUACCAUCAUCAACUUGGAUUGGGACUAUCCUUUGUUUAACAAGGAGGAUAAUACACUGCGCUUGCCAUAUAAACAAAUGAUAAUUUACGCUAGGAAACCAUGUUUCCUAUUCAAAACGGUUGUGUUGAAAAUGGAUAAUCCAAAACUUUAUCAGGAAACAAACGAAUUGCAACGGGCAAAUGCAGCUUCAAUCGCAAAGGAAUUUUCUCCCAAAUUUAAUUGGCGUUCAGAAAAAUUGGAUACAAUAAUCGAUAUUGGUUCAGCCAUUGGUGAUGUAUUUUUGGAAGUGGUUUGUCCUUUAUUUGGCAGACAAUUUAAAAGAAUCGUUUGUUCAGAUCUAAAUUCGAAUAUGGUGGAAUAUGGUCGAAAACAUUAUGGCAAGAAAAUCAAAAAUUGUGAAUUUCGUGUUCUAAAUAUUGCCGGGGAAUUACCAGGUGAUAUGAAGGGACAAUUCGAUCAUUUGUUGUCGUUCUUUUGUCUGCAAUUGAUACCAAAUCAAAGAAAAGCUUUUCAAAACAUCUACUCUCUUCUACGACCUAGUGGGGGUAAUUGCCUUUUGACUGCAUUUGCUCGCUCCCCCUACUACGAUGCCUAUCUGCAUUUGAGUAAAACCGAACGGUGGUCCUCCUAUAUGGUCGACGUUGAAAAGUACACCUGUUCCUGGCAUUAUGCCUACGAUCCAGUUGGAGAAGUGGAGGAAAUUUUAGGCGAUUGUGGUUUCCACGACGUCCACGUACAGUUGAGACCAACAAUCUAUACCUAUGGCAGCAUAGAGGAUUUUAAAAAAAACAUGAAAGCUGUCUCACACUAUACACAUCGUAUUCCAGCUGAGUUACAGGAUGAAUUUAUGAAUGAUUUUGCCGAGGCCAUGAUUAAAGCUAAACCGCAUUUUAAGUUUUUCAAUUGUGUACGUCAGGGGGCGUUUAAUUUUCCCUUUGAACAGUUGAUAAUUUUUGCCAGACGAUGAAAAGCGAAUUUAAAUUUGAGAUACAAUUGUAAAUAAAAAUAAAACAUAACAAUUGUAUUUUUUGAAAUUUUUUUGUAUCUGAAAUUAAUAAAAUAAUUAAAUUGUAUUUAUAAAUUUAUUAUACACAUAUUUAUAUCAACUUAUUGUAUAAUAAAAUUCUAUAUCCCACGUGUCCACUA